AUGAUAUUCACAUACGGUGAGAAGUAUGACACUUGGCGGUUUCAUGGGGUAGUCAGCUGGGAGCAGUAUUCGGCCGUGAUAAAUGCCACCAUCGAAUUCGGUAUCGGCUGGACCUCGGACUGUGAAAUGCCACUCGAAGAGAUUGUCCUGAAUUUCGAAACGAUAUUGCUUGAUUGGAUUUUCGACAGGCUUCCAGGCAAGCAAAAUAAAGGUGCUCCUAGCCGUAUCGAUAGCAAGAAACAUGGCAACAAGAAGUCGGCUAUUGUUUAA
Molecule: messenger RNA, 270 nt
Organism: Gongylonema pulchrum
Lineage: Eukaryota; Metazoa; Nematoda; Chromadorea; Rhabditida; Gongylonematidae
Source: the annotation of a GenBank genome assembly